CUCCCAGGGUUCUAGAAGCUUCGGGUAGAGCGGUGGCUGUUGUCUCGCCGUCGCCGGUGAUGGCGGUCCUCGCGAGGUCGUCGUCCUCCGCCGCGGCCGUCGCCCUGGUCGCGCUCGUGCUCGUGUCGGCCGUCGCCGGCGAGGUCUUCUUCCAGGAGAAGUUCGACGAUGGGUGGGAAGAUCGCUGGGUAAAAUCCGAGUGGAAGAAGGAGGACGGCACGGCCGGUGAAUGGAGCCACACCUCCGGCAACUGGAGCGGAGAUGCGCAAGACAAAGGCAUCCAGACCUCGGAGGACUACAGGUUCUACGCCAUCUCGGCGCAGUACCCGGAGUUCAGCAACAAGGACAAGACCCUGGUGCUGCAGUUCUCCGUCAAGCACGAGCAGAAGCUCGACUGCGGCGGCGGCUACGUCAAGCUGCUCGGCGGCGACGUUGACCAGAAGAAGUUCGGUGGCGAGACCCCCUACAGCAUCAUGUUUGGACCGGAUAUCUGCGGGUACAGCACCAAGAAGGUGCACGCCAUCCUCACCAAGUACGGCAAGAACAAUCUGAUCAAGAAGGAGGUGCCCUGCGAGACGGACCAGCUGACGCACGUGUACACCUUCGUCCUCCGCCCUGAUGCCACAUACAGCAUUCUCAUCGACAACGUAGAGAAGCAAACUGGCAGCGUCUAUGAUGACUGGGACAUUCUCCCUGCCAAGAAGAUUAGGGACCCUGAGGCUAAGAAGCCAGAAGACUGGGAGGACAACGAAUACAUUCCUGAUCCUGAGGACAAGAAGCCAGAGGGUUAUGAUGACAUUCCCAAGGAAGUAACUGAUCCUGAUGCGACCAAGCCUGAGGACUGGGAUGAGGAGGAAGAUGGUGAAUGGACAGCCCCAACCAUUCCAAACCCUGAGUAUAAGGGACCAUGGACGCAAAAGAAAAUUAAGAACCCAAACUUCAAAGGCAAGUGGAAGGCACCUUUGAUCGAUAACCCAGAGUUCAAGGAUGAUCCUUACAUCUACUCGUUUGACAGCCUGAAGCACAUUGGCAUUGAGCUGUGGCAGGUUAAAUCAGGAACUCUGUUCGACAACAUCCUGAUCACGGAUGACGCUGAGUACGCUAAGAAGUUGGCAGAGGAGACCUGGGGCAAGCACAAAGAUGCUGAGAAGGCUGCCUUUGACGAGGCUGAGAAGAAGAAGCUCGAGGAGGAAUCCGCGAACGCCACGGAUGAUGAAAAAGACGAUGCGUCAGAUGACGAGGAGGAUGAUGAUGAUGCAGACAUCGAUACUGGCAGCGACGUGGAGACCAAGGAUGACUCUGCUGUUAAGCCGCAGCAGGUGUCGACCGACGAGAAGGUGGAGGAAAUUAGCAAUGAUGCUUCCCAGAAGAAGGAUGAGCUUUAGAUAAUGCGGUGUUUGGAGAGUUAAUUAGUCAAAUUACCGAGAUUGUAUUCAAAUUUUCCUCUGGGAACAGCAGUAGAGAUUUCCCAUUCAUUAGAAGAACAUUAAUUCUGAAAGAAAGUAAGUUAUGCAAUCUUGGAUAUUGUAAUUUGUCUUUUACCCUCAUACGAGUGAAAUGAGAAAAUAGUGGCCCUUGAGCAA
Molecule: messenger RNA, 1583 nt
Organism: Lolium rigidum
Lineage: Eukaryota; Viridiplantae; Streptophyta; Magnoliopsida; Poales; Poaceae
Product: calreticulin-like
Exons: 13
Coding region: 60-1385 (441 amino acids)
Biological process (GO): protein folding
Cellular component (GO): endoplasmic reticulum membrane; endoplasmic reticulum
Molecular function (GO): calcium ion binding
Source: RefSeq, a predicted model, not a curated record